Ruditapes philippinarum (Manila clam) is the source of this 954-nucleotide messenger RNA. RefSeq names its product non-structural maintenance of chromosomes element 3 homolog. NCBI's taxonomy places the organism in Eukaryota, Metazoa, Mollusca, Bivalvia, Venerida, Veneridae. Bases 141 to 725 code for a protein of 194 amino acids. The record is from RefSeq and is a predicted model, not a curated record. The transcript is spliced from 5 exons. Gene Ontology annotation, cellular component: nucleus.
UGAUAGCACACCUUGAAUACUCUUCAAAAAGAAGUAAAGCGGACGAUUUUCAAUUUUGUAAAUUAUCCAAAAUUAAGAAAGAAAACGCUGAAUGAAAAUUCAUUUUCUCACUCAGAUCAGUUAGAACAUUACAUCAUACCAUGGCAUCCCAGUCAUUAACUCAGUCCCAGAAAGCAAUGGCAAGUAUGGACAAAGGAGAGCAACAGAGAAUUGUUAAUGAUACAGUCAAAUUCCUGCUAGUUCUAGAUCAGAAAAAAAUUCCUAUCAAGAAAGCAGGCCUGUUGGGUGCACAAAUUCAGCUUAGUAGAUAUAAAUCAGUGUUGCCAUCAUUGAAAAGUUUGUAUAAUUAUGUUAAUCAGGUAAAGCGUGGGGAAAAAAAUCAUGUUUCUCAUUUCUGGUUUCUUUUUUUUCCAGAGCAGCUUUGGGGUGGACUGAAAAAGUUUGGUAUAGAAGCUGAAAUUCCUCAUGAAGUAUUCGGUGAUGUGAAGAAAUUGGUCACACAAGAAUGGGUCAGACAGUGCUACCUGGAAAUAACAAGAAUGCCUAAUACAGACCCUCCUCUUUCUGAGAUCAAAUGGGGUCAAAGGGCACAACUAGAAAUCUCAAAACGAAAUGUACUCGGUUUUGUGAGCAAGAUAUAUAACAUUGAAGAACUUUCACAAUGGACUAGCCAAUGGCAGGAUGUACUGUCAUCUGAGGGACAAGCCGAGGACCAGCCAUCAUGAUGCUUGUAAUAAACUUUAUUUAUCAGGGAACCAGUCAAACAGGAAUUGUUCUGUCACAAGUCUAAUUCUUGUAAACCAAUCAAAUUAGUCGUAACACAAUGGUUUAUUUUUAGAACUAAUGUAAAUUGAUGUUCACAAUGCAGUUUGUAAACUUAUUAAUAAGAUAACAAAAAUUCACGUUUUGAGAAAUAAAAAUAAUAGCAUUUCUGAGGCAUAAUGGGCCUAGUAC